Saimiri boliviensis boliviensis (Bolivian squirrel monkey) is the source of this 4815-nucleotide messenger RNA. The record is from RefSeq and is a predicted model, not a curated record. Lineage: Eukaryota; Metazoa; Chordata; Mammalia; Primates; Cebidae.
CUACUCAUCACAGAACUGUGCAAAGAGCCAAGGAGAGGCCACCGCAGCACGCCACUGCUCCCUUUCAAAGGUGAACACAGUAAAAUUUAUGACAGGUGCGCUAUCAGAACACAGAGGAGCAUAAAAGCAGGAGGAGGCGUGAUAGCCCAUCUCUCUGCUGGAGCAGCUCUUCCAGAGGCUGGAGACAGCUGCAGCGUUCUGGCAUGGGGUUGCAGCCGGGCGUUUUCCUCCUGGGGCUGCUGCUGCUUCUGGGGCAAGGGAUCCCCCAGAUCCAUACCUCUCCCAGCAAGAAUACACUGGAAGGGCAGUCAUGGCCGGAGUUGCAGACCCUGAAGAAUUUUCCAUUCCCAUGCAACCCAAAUAAUUUAGGAGUGAAUGUGCCUUCUAAAUCAGUUCACUCUCUGAAGCCUUCUGAUAUUAAAUUUGUGGCAGCCAUCAGCAAUCUGGAAAUUCCUCCAGACCCAGACCCAGAGACAGGCAAUCUGGUGAAGCAACAAUGGACUGAAGAAAGACCACGGCGCAUGUGCAUGGGAAUCGUGACAGUCCUUUCAGACAUCAUCAGACAUUUCAAUCCUUCUGUUCCAAUGCCCGUGUGCCCCACUGGGAAGAGAGUCGUACCCCACGAUGGUGCUAAAGACUUGUGGAUUCAGGCUCGAGAACUGGUGAGAAUCAUGAAAGAGAACCCGCAACUUGACUUUGAACUUGACUGGAAGCUCAUCAAUGUGUUCUUCAGCAACACAAGCCAGUGUUACCUGUGCCCCUCUGCUCAAGUUCUUCUCUCACAGAACGGGCUCGCGGCGGGUGACCUGGACACGCUGAACGGGGUGCUGGAUUACCUGCAGCAGGAGGUCCCCAGAGCGUUUGUAAACCUGGUGGACCUCUCGGAGCUUGCAGAGGUCUCUGGCCAGCAUCAGGGCACUUGGCUCAGCCCUGCCCCAAAGGCCUGCAGUUGCUCUAAGGAGACGUCCAGACUGGCCAAGGUGGUGAUGCAGUGGUCCUAUCAGGAAGCCUGGAACAGCCUCCUGGCCUCCAGCAGGCACAGUGAGCAGGAGUCCUUCACGGUGGUUUUCCAGCCUUUCUUCUAUGAGACCACCCUGUCUCCACCCUCGGGGGAUCCCCCACUCCCGAAUUCUACCAUGCUGGCCUUGCAUCUCUGGAAUAGGAUGAUGGAGCCAGCAGGAGAGAAAGAUGAGCCAUUGAAUACAAAACACAGGAGGCCAAUCAAGUGUCCCUCUCAGGAGAGCCCCUAUUUGUUCACCUACAGGAACAGCAACUACCUGACCAGACUGCAGAAACCCGAAGGGAAGCUUGAGGUAAGAGAAGGAACGGAAAUCAGAUGUCCUGACAGGGAACCCUCCGACACAGUUCCCACCUCAGUUCAUAGGCUGAAGCCGGCUGACAUCAGUGUCAUUGGGGCCCUGGGUGACUCUCUCACGGCAGGCAAUGGGGCUGGGUCCAGACCCGGAAACAUCUUGGACGUCUUGACUCAGUACCGCGGCCUGUCCUGGAGCGUCGGCGGAGAUGAGAGCAUCAGCACCGUCACCACCCUGGCCAACAUCUUCCGGGAAUUCAACCCAUCCCUGAAGGGCUUCUCUGUUGGCACUGGAAAGGAAACCAGUGCUAAUGCCUUCUUAAACCAGGCUGUGGCAGGAGACAAAGCUGAGAAUUUGCCUGUCCAGGCCAGGAGGCUGGUGGACCUGAUGAAGAAUGACACGAGGAUACACUUUCAGGAAGACUGGAAGAUAAUAACCCUGUUUAUAGGCGGCAAUGACCUCUGUGAUUUCUGCAAUGAUCCGGUCCGCUAUUCUCCCCAGAACUUCACAGACAACAUCGGGAAGGCUCUGGACAUCCUCCAUGCUGAGGUUCCUCGGGCAUUUGUGAACCUGGUGACGGUGCUGGAGAUCGUCAGCCUGAGGGAGCUAUACCAGGAGAACAAAGUCUACUGCCCAAGGAUGAUCCUCAGGUCUCUGUGUCCCUGCGUCCUGAAGUUUGAUGAUAACUCAACAGAACUUGCCAUGCUCAUCGAAUUCAACAAGAAGUUUCAGGUGGGGACCCACCAACUGAUUGAGAGCGGCCGAUACGACACAAGGGAAGAUUUUACAGUGGUUGUGCAACCGUUCUUUGAAAACGUGGACAUGCCAAAGACCUCGGAGGGAUUGCCUGACAACUCUUUCUUCGCUCCUGACUGUUUCCACUUCAGCAGCAAGUCUCACGCCCACGCAGGCAGUGCCCUCUGGAACAACAUGCUGGAACCUGUUGGCCAGAAGACGACAUAUCAUAACUUUGAGAACCAGAUCAAUAUCACGUGUCCGAACCAGGUCCAGCCGUUUCUGAAGACCUACAAGAACAGCAUGCAGGGUCAUGGGAGCUGGCUGCCAUGCAGGGACAGAGCCCCUUCUGCCUCACCCCCGACCUCAGUGCAUGCCCUGAGACCUGCAGACAUCCAAGUUGUGGCUGCUCUGGGGGAUUCUCUGACCGCUGGCAACGGAAUUGGCUCCAAAGCGGACGACCUCUCCGAUGUCACCACACAGUAUCGGGGACUGUCAUACAGUUCAGGAGGGGACGGCUCCCUGGCGAAUGUGACCACCUUACCCAAUAUCCUUCGGGAGUUUAACAGAGACCUCACAGGCUACGCCAUGGGCACGGGCGACGCCAAUGACACGAAUGCGUUCCUCAAUCAAGCUGUUCCCGGAGCAAAGGCUGAGGAUCUUAUGAGCCAAGUCCAAGCUCUGUUGCAGAAGAUGAAAGAAGACCCUAGAGUCAAUUUCCAUGAAGACUGGAAGGUUAUCACAGUGCUGAUCGGAGGCAGUGAUUUAUGUGACUACUGCACAGAUUCGAACCUGUAUUCUGCAGCCAACUUUGUUGACCAUCUCCGGAAUGCCUUGGACAUCCUGCAUAGAGAGGUGCCCAGAGCCCUAGUCAACCUCGUGGACUUCCUGAACCCCAGUGUCAUGCGGCAGGUGUUCCUGAAAAACCCAGACAAGUGCCCAGUACAGUGGGCCAGCGUUUUGUGUAACUGUGUUCUGACCGUGAGGGAGAACUCCCAAGAGCUGACCAGGCUGGAGGCCUUCACCCAAGCCUACCAGAGCAGCAUGCGCGAGCUGGUGGAGUCAGGCCGCUAUGACACGCGAGAGGACUUCUCCGUGGUGCUGCAGCCCUUCUUCCGCAGCAUCCAGCUUCCCGUCCUGGCGAAUGGGCUCCCGGACACGUCCUUCUUCGCCCCAGACUGCAUCCACCCAAGUCAGAAAUUUCACUCCCAGCUCUCCAGAGCCCUUUGGGCAAAUAUGCUUGAACCACUUGGAAGCAAAACAGAGACCCUGGACCUGAGAGCGGAGAUCCCCAUCAUCUGUCCCACUCAGAGUGAGCCCUUCCUGAGAACCCCUCGGAACAGUAACUACACUUACCCCACCAAGCCAGCCAUUGAGAACUGGGGCAGCGACUUCCUGUGUACAGAGUGGAAUGCUUCCAAUAGUGUUCCAACCUCUGUCCACGAGCUCCGACCAGCAGACAUCAAAGUGGUGGCCGCCCUGGGUGACUCGCUGACUACAGCAGUGGGAGCUCGACCAAACAAUUCCAGUGACCUGCCCACAUCUUGGAGGGGACUCUCUUGGAGCAUCGGAGGGGAUGGGGACUUGGAGACCCACACCACACUGCCCAACAUUCUGAAGAAGUUCAACCCUGACCUCCUUGGCUUCUCUACCGGCACCUGGGAGGGGACAGCAGGACUAAACGUAGCAGCGGAAGGGGCCAGAGCGAGGGAUAUGCCAGCCCAGGCCCGGGACCUGGUAGAGCGAAUGAAAAACAGCCCUGACAUCAACCUGGAGAAAGACUGGAAGCUGGUCACACUCUUCAUUGGGGGCAACGACUUGUGUCAUUACUGUGAGAAUCCGGAGGCCCAGUUGGCCACGGAGUACGUCCAGCAUAUCCGACAAGCCCUGGACAUCCUCUCUGCGGAGCUCCCAAGGGCUUUUGUCAACGUGGUGGAGGUCAUGGAGCUGGCCAGCCUGCACCAGAGCCAGGGCGGGAGAUGUGCCAUGCUGGCAGCUCAGAACAACUGUACUUGCCUCAGACCCUCUCGGAGCUCCCUGGAGAAGCAAGAAUUGCAGAAAGUGAACUGGAAUCUCCAGGAUGGCAUCUCCAGGUUCUCCUACUGGCACCAAUACAUGCAGCGUGAGGACUUCACAGUUGUGGUGCAGCCUUUCUUCCAAAACACACUCAGUCCACUGAAUGAGAGAGGGGCCGCUGACCUCACCUUCCUCUCCGAGGACUGCUUCCACUUCUCAGAACGUGGGCAUGCCGAGAUGGCCAUCGCACUCUGGAACAACAUGCUGGAGCCAGUGGGCCUCAAGACGACCUCCAACAACUUCACCCACAGCCGAACCAAACUCAAGUGCCCCUCUCCUGAGAGCCCUUACCUCUACACGCUGCAGAAUAGCCGGCUGCUCCCAGACCAGGCUGAAGAAGCCCCUGAGGUGCUCUACUGGGCCGUGCCAGUGGCAGCAGGAGUCGGCCUUGUGAUCGGUGUCAUCGGGGCAGUGGUCUGGAGGUGCAGGAGAGGUGGCCGGAGGGAAGAUCCUCCCAUGCGCCUGCGCACUGUGGCCCUCUAGGCUGGGGGCAGGGGGUCCUCACCUUAAACUCCCUGGCUACUCUCCUCACUCACCGCCCUCCGCCCCAGCCACUCCCGGCCACCAGGACAUGCUUCAACACCUGGUGCCAUAGGAAGCCCAGGGGACCGUCACGACUUCUCAGGGCCUGGGCUUCUUCCAGGACAAUGCUCUUGGAAUGGAUACGUUUAAAUAAAGUCCAAAGCUGUUG